CAGGCGAGUCUCUAACGCCGCCAUCAUUGUUUUGUUUUUGUCUUGACAAGGGGGUCCUUUAAAGAUAAUAAGCGGGCUAUUCCUCUAUUUUAAGAUGCACAUAGGUCCUGUUUUCUGGAUUACUACUAUGAAAGGAGCCCGUGUUUUAAUCAAAGACUUUUUAUUUUAAAUUCAAAUUAAAUUAUUGUGUGCCAAUCCACAAAAGGAGAGGUCUGGUUUGCCCCCUUAUUGAAAACAAGGUUGAGGACAGUGCAUGACAGCUGAGAAUUACUAAGCAUUUAAAUCGUGCCUUUAAAAGACAAAAUGAGCGACAACGUGCUUCAUUCUGCGGGUAAGGGUGGUCAAACCCCCGGACCCGCGGAGAGCAGCACCACCCCGUCUGACCAGGAGAACUUCCCGUACGACGCGGACGAUCCCGACGAGGAGAGCGACGUGCUGGAGACGUCUGACCCGAGAGACGGAGCAGUGAGUCCCGAAGAGCUCAACGACGACGAGACGUCCGGAGAGAGCGAGAAUGUGCCCAAGACCUGCAUCUAUGACGGCUGCACGGAGACCACCACACAGGUGGCAAAAGCCAGGAAACCCUGGAUGUGCAAAAAACACCGUAAUAAAAUGUACAAGGAUAAAUAUAAGAAGAAGAAAAGCGACCAGGCCAUGUCAUCAGGAAAGUUAGAAGAGGUUUCAGAGGAGAGGCCUGUCUCUGUUACUAAGCAACGGCUGGGUACUAUGGGGGAUAGACCAGCCAGACCUUCCCUCAUUGAGCAGGUGUUGAAUCAGAAAAGACUGUCUCUGCUGAGAAGUCCAGAAGUCAUCAGCUUCCUACAGCAGCAACAACGUUUGCUGACCACACAGAAUCGCACCCAAACCCAGCACAACUACUGAAGAUUGAAGAUGUUUUACCUGUGACUGUUGGAUAUCCUGUCAAGGGCUUUAUGCAAUCAUGUUUUUACAAAUAUAUUUAAAUGGGGAAUAUUCGGUUGAUCUGAAGAUUAUCGGUAUCUGUGACCUGAAGCCACUCUAGAUAGUGUUUAGUACCAGUGAUGAGAACUGGGAUAUUUUAAAUGGAUCUGAUCGAUCUAAUAUAUUGCUGACAUCAUGGAGCUCUUUGAUAUCAUGAAAUGAAUUAACAGCUAAAUCUACUGUAUGUCAAAAUGUAUUUAAACUGCCAUUCUGUUCUGCUACGUGUAGUGUCAUUUUAUUGUGUCAUUUUAAAGUAUUGAUAAGCAAUUAUAAAUUGCCAGCUGUUACUGUUAUUUUGUUGUGAUUAUUGGAAUGGAAUUGGAAUGAGCAUAUUUAUUUCAUGCUUUUUGUAACCUUAAUAAUUACUUAGUCAUUAACAUAAUGCUUAACAGAUCAGUAAUUGAUGUACAUUCAAACAUGAAUAUACAGGUGCAUCUCAAUAAAUUAGAAUGUCGUGGAAAAGUUCAUUUAUUUCAGUAAUUCAACUCAAAUUGUGAAACUCGUGUAUUAAAUAAAUUCAAUGCACACAGACUGAA
Molecule: messenger RNA, 1496 nt
Organism: Myxocyprinus asiaticus (Chinese sucker)
Lineage: Eukaryota; Metazoa; Chordata; Actinopteri; Cypriniformes; Catostomidae
Gene: rfxap
Product: regulatory factor X-associated protein
Exons: 3
Coding region: 304-882 (192 amino acids)
Biological process (GO): regulation of transcription by RNA polymerase II
Cellular component (GO): nucleus
Source: RefSeq, a predicted model, not a curated record